AUGGCGAGCACUCCGCCGCCGCCUUCGCCGUCAGCCCUGAGGGUCCCAGCCGCUCCUCUCCAUGGAGCGGGUUAUGACCAGUACUCGCCAUAUCCAACUCGGUAUUCAACGCGUUUAGCCAAGCAACGCGCCGUUCGAGGUGCUGAGACGACUCCCCCGCCGAUUUGUCCAAGUUCUCCGAGCAAGGCACGAUCGAGUGUUUCGCCCAAGAAAUAUCGAAAAGUCCAACUUGACGAAGAGACAUUAUCUACACCUGGCGCUAGCGCACGUUCGAAACCGACUGCCACCAUUUCAAAAGAAGGUCGCCGCUCUAACACACAAUCUGCCUAUGAUCCUUUUGACAUGUCUGCCUCGCAUCAUGUCCCCUCCUCUGCUCCCCCUCGCUCACGCACGGCUGUGAGCCAGGCUCUGCCUACUCCUGCUAAAACACCUUCAAAGAAGAAGGUCGACAACUUCUCAUCAGCCUCUCGUACUCUUUUCCCCGCUCACACCAUGUCUCCCAAGAAGCCCGCUCCAUUCUCCCUGGGGAGUUUUGAGGCCCCUGCGUCUGGCAAGAGGGCGAUUCAAAUUUACACGGACUCCCGUGACCGCAUCCCAAAGGCUUCACAGGUUGCAACACCGUUUGCUGCUCGUCUGCAGGCAUCUAGUGACACUGGUUCCGGUGCUCCACCAAGUGAUGAAGCUGAAAGUUCUGAUCUCAGUGGGCUUGGACCUCCCAGCUCAGCUGUUCGACGCCGGCGUGAUGCCCGCCGCACUCCUGAUGAUAAGAUGACUAUGAUAUUCCGUGGCAAGAGAGUCAUUCAAACUUUCGAUGCCGAUGACGAGGAAUCAGAUGACGAUCUAGGCUUGUUCGCUGCUCGUCCCGAUCUGCUCGACGGGAAUGACGAGAUCUUGAACAAUAUUCAGACUCUGAGUCGCGACUCUAUCCAACCUCGCCAACUCUUUGCGCAGAAGAAGGGCAACCCCCCACUCUGUGACAUUGUGGACAAGGGGGAUGAUGAUGCCCCUACCGAUGAUGAGGGACAAGCUCAAGGUGAUUCGGCAUCCCCCGUCGCCACCCCGAUGUCCCCCGAGUUUCCUCAAGCUCCCGGGGCCACUCGUCUUACUCGCUCGUCUGCUCGCGGCCCUCAGGUCGAAGAAACUCCUACCGCAAACAUUGCCUCUCAGACCAAGCGCAAGCGCAUCAGCCCCUUCGACCAGUGGCUACGCAAGAAGCAGAAGCCCGAGACGGUGGCACCUUCUCAGACGGCCGACAAGGAAAGUGACCGGGCUGCCAGUCCUACUGGUCCCCCUGCUGCCAAAAAGACCCGAAGCACCCGUUCUUCCUAG
Molecule: messenger RNA, 1329 nt
Organism: Penicillium atrosanguineum
Lineage: Eukaryota; Fungi; Ascomycota; Eurotiomycetes; Eurotiales; Aspergillaceae
Exons: 3
Coding region: 1-1329 (442 amino acids)
Source: RefSeq, a predicted model, not a curated record